Molecule: messenger RNA, 4278 nt
Organism: Dipodomys spectabilis (banner-tailed kangaroo rat)
Lineage: Eukaryota; Metazoa; Chordata; Mammalia; Rodentia; Heteromyidae
Gene: Klf9
Product: Kruppel like factor 9
Exons: 2
Coding region: 106-843 (245 amino acids)
Biological process (GO): regulation of transcription by RNA polymerase II
Molecular function (GO): RNA polymerase II cis-regulatory region sequence-specific DNA binding; DNA-binding transcription factor activity, RNA polymerase II-specific
Source: RefSeq, a predicted model, not a curated record
GCGCCGCGCCGCUGCUUAGUCGUCCGAGGCCAGGGGCCGGGGCGAGCCGGAGCUCCGCAGCCGCCGUCAACUUUGGCCGCGCCGGGGCCGCCCGUCGCCCGCACCAUGUCCGCGGCCGCCUAUAUGGACUUCGUGGCCGCCCAGUGUCUGGUGUCCAUCUCGAACCGCGCUGCGGUACCGGAGCACGGGGGCGUUCCGGAUCCCGAGCGCCUGCGACUCCCCGCCGAGCGCGAGGGGACCAAGGAGCACGGCGACCCGGGGGACACCUGGAAGGAUUACUGCACGCUGGUCACCAUCGCCAAGAGCUUACUGGACCUGAACAAGUACCGGCCCAUCCAGACCCCUUCGGUGUGCAGCGACAGUCUGGAGAGUCCCGACGACGACCUGGGCUCCGACAGCGACGUGACCACCGAAUCUGGGUCGAGUCCUUCCCACAGCCCCGAGGAGAGACAGGAUUCUGGCAGCGCGCCCAGCCCGCUCUCCCUCCUCCACCCCGGCGUGGCCGCGAAGGGGAAACACGCCUCCGAGAAGAGGCACAAGUGUCCCUACAGUGGCUGUGGGAAAGUCUAUGGAAAAUCCUCCCAUCUCAAAGCCCAUUACAGAGUGCAUACAGGUGAGCGACCCUUUCCCUGCACGUGGCCAGACUGCCUUAAAAAGUUCUCGCGUUCGGAUGAGCUGACCCGCCACUACCGGACCCACACCGGGGAGAAGCAGUUCCGCUGCCCGCUGUGCGAAAAGCGCUUCAUGCGCAGUGACCACCUCACCAAGCAUGCCCGGCGGCACACCGAGUUCCACCCCAGCAUGAUCAAGCGGUCGAAAAAGGCCCUGGCCAGCCCUUUGUGAGGUGCUACCCGCCGCCAGCCAGGGAGGGAUUGGACCCCAGAAGGACAAAACGACACCCAGGAAACGAGAUGGACACCAUGGACACCCAGCCCCAGCAGAGGCGCGCCCACCCACAGUGGACAUUCUCUGCCCUCUGGUCAAUGAUUUCUGAUUUUUUCUUCUCCUCCAACCUCCCCCUUCCCCCCACUACAUUGUCUGGUUUUAAAGAAGCACAUGGUAGCCUGAGAUCAAAGUCCACACGUGCUCCCCAUUGCGGACAGCAGCCCCGAACCCCAGCUUUGACUGUGGGAAGGUGGGCAAAUGCUUUGGGGGAGGGGGUGUAAUGUGUUUUGUUUUUUUUUCUCCCUUCACUUCCUUUGUUUUCUUUUUGGGGUGGAGGGGAGUCGGGGGGAGAGAGGAACAAGGCCAAGACUGGGGUAGAAUGUUUGUAGAGAUUCACACUGGUGUACAUAGGUCCGGCUGGGUGAGUUGAUCUGUGGCAGUCACAGACAUUCUGGACCCUUUCUGCUUGCUGUCUCUCAGAAUUGUUUUCUUCCUUUUUAAUGUAAUGAUGAGUGUGCUUCCGUUUGUUUUUAGCAAAAAACCACUCUCUUGAAUCACGUUAACUUUUUGAGAUUAAAACACACACACACACAAAAAAAAAAAAACAACAAAAAAAAUUAUCCAUGAGAACAACUCCAUAGCACAGCUGUCUUUAUGCAAGCAAGAGCACACCUCUUUCCAGCAUGGUCUGUCAUCUAAAGACUUGAAAAACAAACCAAGUUACUUCCAGUCAAUGGGUAAGCAGAGUCUGAUUUUGUACUAAUCAAGGCAAACCUGCAAAGGGUUAGGCUAAGAACGGAACUUACACACCUUGCUUUGUAUGAAUCUUGAACAUAAUCUGCACUUUUCUUUUCUAAUGCAGAGGAUACAUUCAGUUAAAUACAUGUGUUGAGGCUAGAAGCAGACAGUUCUGUUUUGGCAUCAUGUUCUGAUCUGCUUCUUGUACAUGUUUCUCUAAGAAACCAUGGCAGAGACGUGAGGGCAGAAUACACACCACACAAGCUGAGGGAAGAGGGUGGGUAGCGUUUUUUUCAAAAUACAAAGUACACUUUUAACUCUAUGAACUCGUCUGGUUAUCAUCAUCUUCUACCACGAUACCACUAAGAGAGAGAGAGAGAACUUCCAACCCUGUCCGGUGUUAACUGAAUGGGUGCAGAACACUGACCAGGCUUGGAAACACCUGAUUCUUUUUUGUUGUUGUUUUGUUGUUGUUGUUGUUGUUGUUAUUGUUUGGAGUGAGGAGGAGUGCUAGUCUAUUUCCUUCUCAUUUUCCUAUAAAACUUCCACUGUCAGGUAUAAGAGUUAUAGCCAAGGAAAGGGAGCUGAAAUAUGAAAAAAAAAAAACUUUUUUUAAAAAAAGGUGCCCCUAGAAGCAAAGGGAAAAUACCACAGUGAUUUCAGAGGCGACGGCAAAGUGACUGUAGGCAAAUGAAAUCACACCCCCAUCAAAUAACCUCGCCACCGCAGGGUGCAUCUAGGUGUCCACAGAGGCCUGAACCACUACAUCCAUCCAUACUACGCCCUUUACCAAGAACUUCAUUUUGGCCUUGACAUGCCAGAAAAACCAACUUGAGUGUUCACAGUUUGAAACAAUCCUUACAGCAAAUAAAAGAGAAAGAAGAAAAAGAAAGAAAGGAAAAAACCACCUCAAAUACAGGGAGUCAGCAGUGAUCAUGGGGAAAAUGUUUACAUUUUUUUUUUCUUCUUCAGAAAUAAGACUUUCUGGCGAUCCAAACAGGGAGCUAAUGGUGCAUUCUAGUAGACCCAUGUGCUCACAAAUACGUUAUGUAAUUGCAAGGUGCUCCCUGUCCAUGAGCUCCAUUCUUUCAUCCAACACAUGCUUCACCUAGAACCAGGGGCUCCUAUAGGGCAAGUCACAGCGGUCUCCGACUUCCAUCCAAUACAACAGCCAUUGCUAGCACGGUGUUUUUCUUUUCUUUUUCUCUUUCUUUUUGUUUAAUCGAUGUAGUUCUAUUAGUAGUUCUAACAAGAGAACUCCUUUUAACAUGAGGAUCUGGGAGCAGUCCAUGGGCUUAAAAAAAAAAAACAAAAAAGAAAAAAAAAAAGGAAAGUGUUUUCUCACGAGAAAACAUGUCAGGAAAAAUAAAGAACACUUUCUACCUCUGUUUCAGAUUUUUGAAACGCUUAUUUUAAACCAAAUUUUAAUUUCUGUGUCCAAAAUAAGUUUUAAGGACAUCUGUUCUUCCAUACGAAAUAGGUUAGGCUGCCUAUUUCUGAGCUCACGGAAAGGCUGUGCUUCGGAUACUCUGCAUGCUGCCUUUUUCCGGAAGUGAGGAGUUUGGGGUUGCCUAGCAACUUGCUAACUUGUUAAAAAAAAAAAAAAAAACAAGAAAAAGAUAAAAACAAAACAAGAAAAAAUAAAAACCAACCCAACAACUUCAGCUUUCCCCUCACAGAAAGAAAGGAAGAAAAACAAAGUCAAGUCAGUGAAAGACAAUCGUUACUGUUUCAGGAGUAAAUCUAUCCGUGGCUUUUGUCAAGCACUUAAACAGCAACUUGUUUUAAGAGAAAAAAAAAAAUGCACAAUUUACUUCCCAAAAGAGUUGCUACUUGCCUUUUCCAGCUGUUGACAGACAUUUGAUAUUCUCUUAUAUGUUAGAGUAACGUAAUGUAUCAACUCAAGGCUUUUUAUUCUUUGUGAUAAAUCCUGUUUUACAAUAUCACAAAACAGGAACCAGCAUUCUAAUUAGAUUUACUAUGUCUCAAUAUGGUUCAAGUAGAACUACUAGAGUUCGUUGAACACUAAAACUAUGAAACGAUUACUUUUUAUAUUAAAAAGACCAUGGAUUUAACUUACGAAAAAUCCAAAUGCAGGAUAGUAAUUUUUGUUUACUUUUUUAACCAAACUGAAUUUUUGAAAGACUAUCGCAGGUGUUUAAAAAAAAAAAAGAGAGAAAAGUUGUUUUAUCUAAUACUGUAAGUAGUUGCCAUUUAUGGGGGAAAAAUGUAAUAGUUUUAGAGUUAAGAUAUCUCCUCUCCUUGGUUUGGAAGAAGAAAGCCCUUCCCCACUGUGGAAUUCGCCCUGGCUUUUUACGCUCCACACCAUGCUUCUUUUGAGAAUUAUCUUAGGUAGCUGUAAUGACAGAAAUCAAUUAGUUUGUCAGUUUGCAAAUAGGCUUAGUACAGUACUCAUCACUCUGGGUAGACUGAGAUGUUCUUUCACAACCGAUAAAUGGUCUGUAACACUGUAAGAUACCAAUCUUUACAACUCUUUAAUCAGUUUUAUUUUUGUACAGUAUAUUAGUGACCUAAGUUAUUUUGCUGUCCUGUUUUUGUAAAUCAAAUGAAAUUAUAAGAGGAUUCUGACAGUAGGUAUUUUGUACAUAUGUAUAUAUGUUGUCCAAAUAAAAAUAAUAAAUGAUAAAGACUGAA